This is a messenger RNA of Ostrinia furnacalis (Asian corn borer), 3060 nucleotides long. RefSeq names its product glutamate receptor ionotropic, kainate 2. The coding region runs from base 138 to 2939 and encodes 933 amino acids. Gene Ontology annotation, biological process: monoatomic ion transport. The record is from RefSeq and is a predicted model, not a curated record. Gene Ontology annotation, molecular function: signaling receptor activity; ligand-gated monoatomic ion channel activity. The transcript is spliced from 16 exons. Gene Ontology annotation, cellular component: membrane. NCBI's taxonomy places the organism in Eukaryota, Metazoa, Arthropoda, Insecta, Lepidoptera, Crambidae.
GAUUUCUAAUUCCGUAAACGUUUAAUUUUGUUUGGGCGACUGGCUAACCAGACUUUAGUGCGCUUACGAACGGCAACAACGAGUUUAGUGAAAUAACACGUGAUUUAAAAUGCUCAGUGAAUAUUAUAAGUGAAAUUAUGUGGUUACUGUGGCUCCUUUUAGUCUUCGCUAUCCCACUAUGCACACCUCAGAUCAUUCGUACGGAGCACAAGGAUAUAUCGUACCAAAUAGCGGGCAUUUUCACGUCGGAUGCGCAAACACAGAUGCUAGCCUUCAACGAGUCUAUGCAGGGCAGCGGUCUUGACACGCUCCACCUCAGCCCGGCCUUAGUCCUGCCUUCUAGCAAAGACAGUCUCUCCGUUUGGAAUGAGCUGUGCUCCAACAGAAACCUGCGACCGAUAGCAGUCGUCGGUCCCCAGGACCCCAAAUGGGACGGGAUUGUUCGCGACCAAUGCGCCCUCGCCAACAUCCCUCAUAUCCAAGCCACUUGGCAACCGUUGGACCCUGACCUGGAACUCAAUGAAGAAGAAGAAGGGGAAGAAGAUAGUGAAAGCGAAGAAGAAAUCAGCUAUAAGAAGCUGACUAUUAACUUCUAUCCUGAUUCGGAUGAGAUUUCGUUGGCGUACGCAGCCUUGUUGAAAUAUUACAACUGGCAAAGCUUUGCAGUUCUUUAUGAAGAUGAAAAUGGACUGACAAGAAUACAAAAGAUUCUUGCUGAACAUACGACACAUUUUCCUGUAGUCAUACGAAAACUGAACGUUGAGACUCAUAAUCGUGAUGUUUUCAAAGAAUUAUCUAAAUAUCAGCUAAAUCGCAUUAUGAUAGAUUGCGAUGCAAGCCGUAUUUUAGACUACAUGAAUCAAGCUCGUGAUUUAAAAAUGGUCAACUAUUACCAGCACUACAUCCUAGUGACAAUGGAGGCCUACAUCGUGGCUGAACAGCUGACCCACUUCCACUCCAACAUCACGUGGAUCAGCAUCACGGAGUACGACAAGCUGAAGGACGCUCAACACGCGCUGGCGCCCAUGGUCGGCAAGUGGAUCACCAAGCAGAUGACGCCGCCGCCGCCGGUCACCGACUUCACUACCGAGGCCUUGAUAAUGAGCGACAUAGCAAAUCACCUGCUAAAGUCGCUGAAAACAAUAAAAGAUGAGAUCACAUACUUCAGGCCGAGGGCUCACAUUUGUGACGCCGACGCUCAGCCCUGGCGAUACGGUGCACUCUUCCAAAAUGCUAUACUUACGACACCUUCAUACGGCGUCACAGGCAACAUAGCAUUCGACGAAAAAGGCAGAAGGUUCAAUUACACGUUGUAUGUCAAUGAAAUACACGUUUCUAAAAUGGAAACCAUCGGCACAUGGUCUUCUACCAACGUCACCGAGAUUCAAGAAGAUAGGCCGGAUGUGGAAGGCCUUGGCAGGCAGCAGAGCAGCAAGCAUUUUAUUGUAAUAUCCACAAAAGCCAAACCAUGGUUCUGGGACAAAGAUCCGUGUGAAGGGGAAGCCUGCGAUGAUGACGAUGGCCUACAGUACCAAGGAUUCUCAGUAGAUCUGAUCAAGGAGAUCUUCCGACUGCUCCGAGAAGAAAAGUUUAACUACACUUUCGAGUUUAUGGAUGGAGGGGACAAAAAAGCGGGAACAAUUGACGAAAUAUCUAAGAAAUGGACUGGUAUGAUUGGAGACUUGUUGGACAAUGUGGCAGACCUCGCAGUGUGCGACAUAACAAUAACUGAGGAGCGGAAGAAAGUGGUAGACUUUUCAGUGCCAUUCAUGUCCCUUGGUAUCAGUAUACUUUUCACGCAGAAAAAAGAAGCAGAACUAGAAUUGUUCUCAUUCCUCAAUCCAUACACCUUCGAAGUGUGGAUCUACACGGCUACAGCUUACUGCGUUGUUUCUGUGAUAUUAUUUAUUUCUGCCAGAAUAUCUCCAGCUGAUUGGGAAAACCCUCAGCCGUGCGAUAAAGACCCAGAGGAGCUGGAAAACAUUUGGAACUUUAAAAACUGUGCGUGGUUGACAAUGGGAUCUAUCAUGACUCAAGGUUGUGAUAUUUUACCGAAAGCUUUUGGAUCGCGCUGGGUUUGUAGUAUGUGGUGGUUUUUCGCCAUGAUCGUCUGCCAGACGUACAUUGCCCAGCUGUCGGCUUCCAUGACGUCAGCUCUGGAAGACGAGCCUAUCAACAGCGUCGAAGAUCUGUUCAAGCAAAACAAAAUCUUAUAUGGUGCUAUGCAAGGUGGAUCUACGCUCGAAUUUUUCAAGACGUCAAAAGAUAAAAUGUUCAAAAAAAUGUACGAGAAAAUGAUGACGAAUCCCGUGUUGGUUGCAAGUAACGACGAAGGAGUGAAGAGAGUGGUCAAAGGGAAGAAUCGGUACGCCUUCUUCAUGGAGUCCACCAGUAUCGAGUACAAGUUGAAAAGGAACUGCGACCUCACAAAAGUGGGCGGUGAAUUGGAUUCAAAAGAUUACGGCAUAGCAAUGCCGGCAAAUUCUCCUUUUCGAAGUCACAUCAACAGAGCUAUUUUAAGACUAAAAGAGCUAACACUUAUAGAUGAAAUAAAAACAAAAUGGUGGAACGAAAGGGAUGGAGCUAUGAAAUGUCCCGAGGCGAAUGACACUGACGAGGUAGAAGGGUCACUUGGAAUGGAGAACCUAAUGGGUGCUUUUUUGGUGCUUAUCGUAGGAAUGGUGUUCUGUCUGUUUGUCACCGCGCUCGAAUUCUUGAACGAAGUCCGGAACAUCGUUGUUCGUGAACAGGUGAGCCACAAGGAAGUCAUAAUAAAGGAACUGAAGUGGUCGCUGAACUUCUUCCAGCUUCAGAAGCCAGUUUUGAGGAAUCCGAGUCGAGCGCCCUCUAUCGCCUCCUCCACCGAAACGGAGUACAGGAUGGAAAAACAAUCGGCCCUCAUUGAAAACUUUUUGGAGUUCGAAAAGGAGACCCAAUAAUGAUUUUUGACAGCUGGAUUACUAACCUCAUUUUUAGAGAAACUUUAGAUCAAACUUUUUGGUUGAGCUGAUGUUUUAUUAAUGUUGGUUGCCUAUUGUAGUAACUUAUUACAUAUAGUUC